Eurypyga helias (sunbittern) is the source of this 444-nucleotide messenger RNA. It is a transcript of the gene MAD2L1, whose product is annotated as MAD2 mitotic arrest deficient-like 1 (yeast). Gene Ontology annotation, biological process: mitotic spindle assembly checkpoint signaling. Lineage: Eukaryota; Metazoa; Chordata; Aves; Eurypygiformes; Eurypygidae. The record is from RefSeq and is a predicted model, not a curated record. Gene Ontology annotation, cellular component: kinetochore; cytoplasm; nucleoplasm. The annotation marks the transcript as partial. The transcript is spliced from 3 exons.
GCCUAUGGGAUCAACAGCAUCCUCUACCAACGGGGCAUCUACCCCCCCGAGACCUUCACCCGCGUGCAGAAGUACGGGCUCACCCUCCUCGUCACCACCGACUCCGAGCUGAAGAACUACCUCAACAACGUGGUGGAGCAGAUGAAAGAGCUUUCCUAUUUUUCCAGUGCACCACGAGAAAAAUCUCAGAAAGCUAUUCAGGAUGAAAUCCGGUCUGUCAUCAGACAAAUAACUGCCACAGUAACUUUUCUGCCGCUGCUGGAAACUACCUGUGCCUUUGACUUGCUGGUAUACACAGAUAAAGACUUGGUAGUGCCAGAGAAAUGGGAAGAAUCAGGACCACAAUUCAUAGCCAAUUCGGAGGAAGUUCGUCUUCGUUCCUUCACUACUACCAUCCACAAAGUAAAUAGUAUGGUGUCUUACAAAAAGGAUUCAUUUCUCUAA